AUGCAUUUUACGAAGCCUGGUUCCAAACCGGUCUCUUUGGACGAAUCGACGCACGAAGGCCCUGAAAAACAACCCCGCGUGAAGACUAGUGAACUCGGUUUCCAUGCGCCUGACUAUGUCCUCGACGACAUAAUCUCCGUCUCAGAUCCCAAACUACUCUACUCGAAUACCCAUGCCCAGCGUGACCGGCGACUUCGCCUUCUGAUUCGGCGCUACACGAACCAGAUCCAGUACGGAUGCCGCAAUAUCAACUGUGCCACCCCCACCUGCCUGAGCUAUCGGAGGAGGAACAGCACGGCCCCCUUGAGAAAAUAUACCGAGCUGAGUGCAAGGACUCUGGCAUGCCAGUUGGUAGACGAAUACAAUCGAAAUGGCAAGGAACCCUUCACUGGACUCUGCCACAACGAACCCGUGGUGCCCUGGUAUGAGGAACCGGCCCUCAUCAAGAAAAGGAGGAACAGUCACGAGAAGGUCGGGCACCUGCGACAGGAAAAUGGACAUAUUUCAAAGCCGUCGGGCCUUGUACAGCGCACUAAGGACUCGUCCAAACCCAUGCCGACAACAGAGCAUGCGCCGCGAAGAAUAAGCCAAGAAGGUGUGGUUCAGGCUGCGCGACGCCUCCGAGAACUCGAAUCAGCAGAUGAGGCGGCGGAUGUCUUGAACCGUACUAUUCCCCGAAGCAACGUGGAGAAAGAACAAGUCGGUGAACAGGAGGCAAACGGUAUAUUAGAGCAGCCCGCCACGGCCCCGGCAAGUCAGAAAGAUCUCGCUUCUUUCACGCAAACACUAUUUGAUUUGGUGCCGCUUCGGCUCCUCAACUGGUUGCCAGCGAAAAGCGAUGGUGACACGACCAAAGUUUCAAGACUAGCCAGACCGUCUAGCGAUCAGGAACAAGGUUCUGUCGAGGGCACGCCAGAAGACCACCUCACGUCUGUGGAAAACACUAAGACCUUAUCGGAAGCAGAGACAGACGAGCAAGAAUGCGCGUCAACGAGGCCACUUCAUCAACAAGCUUACACCCUUCGAACAUUUACUUGGUUCACCCUGCCCUGGUUGAGCUGUGUGGGCCCAGACGAGAAGGGCUAUCAACAGAAGUUCGUUCCCUUCAUAAAACAAAGCCUUGCCUUUUGUCUCAGUGAUCCUGUGCGGCUUAUGAACACGGUCAUGAAUCUUCAAGCUAGCUAUUGGCAUGGGGUGAAAAGUCUCCUAGAGCAGAAUGAAGCGGGUUCGGAAGACAGACUUGAUGCCAGGUCGGGAAAUGGGUCUGUAAGCCUGUGGCCGGUCAUUUAUACAAGCACAAGAGAUGAUGUGCAAGCGCUCUUGUUCAGCUUUGCUUAUAUGCAGAAAUUUGAGCAACGUGAUCUGGUCAUGAACAGCAUUUUGAAAGCACUACAGCACGCAUACUACCUGCCACCGUGGUUCCUGAGCAGACGGCCAGGAAGAAAUAUUCGAUCGAGCAGUGGAAAUUGCGAGUUAUCAUUGUUGAAGAGACGCCAAUCUUCGGACCGCAACAGCUCGAUCAAUUUACCCCCGGAUCCUGCGGAGCUUGAUGUACUCUCAGAGGCCAACGAGCCCUUGAUUCCACUCGAUGAUUCUCAGAUCACUGACCUAUGCUUUGUGGCGCUCUUAUCCCUGACAACCACCAUCUUUCAUCCCCCCACCGCAUCAGUUUUCAAGAGAAAGGAUCAAUUUGUCCGUUUUGCGAGGGAGAGAAACAGCGGAUUUGCGCAUUCGUCCUGGCAAAUCUCCAAAGAUCAAGAUCCAUCGCUCAUACGCGAGAUUAUCGAAGUCAUCGACAUUACCGAAGAUUGGGCCGUUCAUCGGUUGCUCACGUCUCUGAUGAAUGUCGUCAGCCACCGGUUGACCGUGGCCAAGUGGGCGGCCACCCUCAAGAGCUCAGGCAUGUCGAAGCUGAAUAAGAACACCAUCGUUGAAUCACUCAUUGAUCGCUUCGAUCGAGACUACCUCUAUGGAUGGAGCCGAUUUGAUCAAAACUCCAGCUGGAUCGGCUUUGCUGCUCUCGAGCUUGGGCGGACGAUCAUGCUCAGGGAUUGGAAUCGUUCUCCAGUCAUUCAGCGUGCGAGCCCGGUGGGCGGCGCCUUGGAACUUUUGGCUGGAUUGUACCGGGCACGACAUCAACUGAAUAUGGAUGCAGAGUGGUUUCACAUGCCAUUCAUCGCCGCAACUUUCGACGAGAUGUCCAUGCCAUCAGAAUGGUUGUCCUUUCGCCCUGACUCACGACAAAUACACCUGCUGUCUUUCUCAUUUCUCUUUCAACCACACGUUCUGGUCAAGUAUUUCAGGGCAAUAAAUAUUGCGAUCAUGAAGAAGUCGCACGAGGACGCCACCAUUGUAUACAACGAUAUCAGGCAGUACAUGUGGGCACCUGCUAUCCCGAUCUACUCGGCCAAGGAGGUCCUGGCUCAUCUGCGGCCUCACAUGGCCAGAUUCUUCGUGCUCACAAUCCGCAGACAUGACAUCUUGAACGAUGCAAUCGAUCAAAUAUGGCAACGUCAACGCCGAGAGUUGAUGCGCCCUUUGCGCGUCCGACUCGGCAAGGACGAAGGAGAAGAUGGUCUCGAUCAUGGUGGAGUUCAGCAGGAAUUCUUCAGAAUUGUUUUCGGGGACGCACUCAAACCAGACUAUUCCAUGUUUACGGUUGACAGUACGACAAGGAUGACGUGGUUCCAGCCAGGUUCCUUUGAACCACUCUACAGGUUUGAGGCUCUGGGGAUUCUGAUGUCAAUGGCUAUCUAUAACGGGAUCACUCUACCGCUCACCAUGCCCUUGGCAUUUUACCGCAAGCUUCUGGGACUCAAGGUGAAGAAGCUCGACCAUAUCGCCGACGGCUGGCCUGAUUUGACGAAGGGGUUGAAAGCGCUCUUGGAGUGGUCUGAUGGGGACGUUGGGGAGGUGAUCGCCAGAACCUAUGAAUUCAGCUACGAGCUCUGUGGAACCACUGUCUCGGUGGAUAUGCAGAAAGUUGGCCGCCAUGAUCCUUGGCCACCAACAAAGCCGCGGACGAGCAAAAAAGGCAAAGAGAAGGCCAAAUCCACCACUUUUGAGUUGCCGCUGGAGCCAGCAUUGACUCCGCCUCCUCAGCCGUCACCAAACCUGAGUCCCAAUAUCCCGAACGGCUCGAUCUUAAGUCGUACAUCCUCCAUCGAAAUCAAAGGCAUAUCGACUCCUGUCAGCAUCGAUAGUGACAUGCUGGAGAACUCUGGCCAGGAAGCUUCGUUGGUCACCAACGCCAAUCGGGAACAAUAUGUCAAAGACUACAUCCUGUGGCUCACGCAUAAAUCCAUCGAACCACAAUAUGAGGCCUUUGCCAGGGGAUUCUACACCUGCCUCGACCGUACGGCAUUGUCUAUCUUCAAUCCUGAAUCCUUGAAAGCCUUGGUUGAGGGAUACCACGAGAUCGACAUCGAUGAGCUCCAAAAGACCGCCACCUACGACGAUUAUAAACCCGACUCGGCCACAAUCGAGGAUUUCUGGCACAUCGUUCGCAGCAUGAGCACCCAACAGCACCGGCAGCUCUUGGAGUUCGUCACCGCGAGUGACCGAGUCCCGGUCAAUGGGAUGCAAAGCGUGACGUUCAUUAUCCAGAAAAACGGCGAGGAGGACGAGAGGCUGCCGAGCAGCAGUACGUGCUACGGCCGGUUGUUGCUGCCGAAGUACUCGAGCCGGACGGUCAUGAAAGAGAAAUUGACCAAGGCAAUUGAGAACUGUGUCGGGUUCGGGACGUUGUGA
Fonsecaea erecta is the source of this 3750-nucleotide messenger RNA. RefSeq lists its product as hypothetical. Gene Ontology annotation, molecular function: ubiquitin-protein transferase activity. The record is from RefSeq and is a predicted model, not a curated record. NCBI's taxonomy places the organism in Eukaryota, Fungi, Ascomycota, Eurotiomycetes, Chaetothyriales, Herpotrichiellaceae. Bases 1 to 3750 code for a protein of 1249 amino acids. The transcript has a single exon.